Microcebus murinus (gray mouse lemur) is the source of this 3420-nucleotide messenger RNA. RefSeq names its product SLAM family member 8-like. The record is from RefSeq and is a predicted model, not a curated record. NCBI's taxonomy places the organism in Eukaryota, Metazoa, Chordata, Mammalia, Primates, Cheirogaleidae. Gene Ontology annotation, cellular component: membrane.
GCUGUAGCUGACCAGGCUUGCAGGCAGCGGGCAUGGGGCCCUGCUCAGAGGACCACCCGCCUUGCGGGGCCUCCAGUCUCCUGGGGUUCAUCAGCCUCCUCCUCAGUGUCUGCCGUGCUGUGGCUGAGAGUCCUGGGGCACACGGCUCUGCCGUUAAGGACUCCAGAGCCCACAUUCCUCUGAAGGGGAUCCGAGGAGGUUCUGUCUUGUUUGGUGUGACCCAGAAGACAGGAGCAGUUCUGGAAACUGAGCUGGAGGAGCUCUGCUGGAGCUUUACCCCGGAGUCAGACUACAGAGUCCUGUUUCGAAUCCAGAGAGGCGUCCAUUCUCCAACCUGGUUCAGCUUCCAGGACAAAUUCAAGCAGAGGGUCCAGGUGCCCAACUUGGCCUCCCUGAGGAUUUCCAACCUGUGCCUUGAGGACAGUGGGCAUUACCGAGCUCAAGCCAGGUUAACGGAAGGAAGAGAAGUUUUGCAGUUUUUCCACCUUACUGUCUAUGAUCCCGUGCCCCAUCCUCACAUCCUGGCUCAGUCACCAUCCAUCGCAGCAGGCUGGUGCAACGUCACCCUGGAGUGCAGGGCCCCAGGGGCCACAAGGGACCUGAACGUGACCUGGGAGAGCAGGGGCCUCCCCCUGGAGCUGAGGCAGAGAGGGACACCAGGACCAGCCCUUGACUCCUGGACCCUGGCUGCAAGCCUACCCUUGAGUCAGCCCAAUGCCAGCUUCACCUGUGUGGUCAGCAAUCCCAUGGACCAGAAAACUGUCACCAGAGAUGUUGGGGACAUCUGUGCCCAAGAUUCAUCUGGACAGGACGUGGCUAGAUUGCUACCAUUCAUCGUAGUGGCUAUUGUGGUGUUGAUGUUGAUCCUGGGAGUUAUAUCAUACCUUUGGAAGACACGUGGGAAGCAGAAGAAGAUGGAACCAGGAAGAGGCAGGUUGCCAAUUGCAGGAGGACCAGAAUGUUGAGGAUGUUGGCAUCCACUAUGGAGAACUGAUACAGCAGGAGUCUCAGGGCACUCAAGAAGUACAUGGGAAAGAAAAGGUUCCUGUGACUACUGUCUACAGUGAGGUCCGUAACUCAGGCCGGGCCAUGAAUAUCAUUUAAUGGGAGGAAGCAGGAGAAUCGGCACCACCGGGACACGUCUGCUCUGAGCCUGAAGCCUGCAGACACCUGCCUCUGCCAGCUGCAGCUCAGCUCCAGCUGCCUCUGGCCUAUGUUAGCCUGACUUUGCGACCAUAAUCUGUAUGGGUAUUCAUGGCCUGGUUACGUUCUGUGACACCUCCCCAAGCUGUGCCGAUACUCAGGAUUCUCAUCCCUGCUAGGUGAGGGUCCUUCCUCUGUCAUUCACAAGAAUUCUGACUCUUCUGCUAACCUUCCCAAGGGCUCCCUGUCUGAUUGUGCAGGUAGCGAAUGCCCACCACUUGUGCUGUGUGGCAAGUGUGUGUAAUUCUGAGGAUACAAGGCCAGGUGUGGGAGCUGUGUAGAUGUGUUUGUUGAGUGUGCCACAGGGGAGGGAGUUAGGACCUGGGUACUGGGUGUUGAGAGAGGGUCAAAGGAGGCAGCAGCAAGGGUGGAAGCCUCCACAGGAAAUGCCCUGAGGCUUCCUUUGCAGAUCUCACUUAGACCUCCCUGUGUGUGUUGAGCUGUGCUGUGUGUUUGUGUGUGUGUGCAUUGGGUUAGUGUCUAGGGCACAUUAUAGAAGUCAACCAAAGCUGCCUUCCUUUUCACCUGUGCUAAGCUGGACCUACGCCUCAGCAUUAGCUUAUGGACCCCAAGUUAUCUUCCUGUGGAUUGGAAAGAGGAAUUUGCAUUAUCUGAAGCCUUACCAGCCUGUGCUUUCAUUAGCAACAUUCCUCCCAAAUACUUUGUUUAUAUUUCAAGCUGUCUGUGCUGCAUUGGUUCCAUGAUGGGACUUAUAUUUGAAAAUAACAGAAAAUUUUGACUUUUUUUGUGGUUUCAAAAAAUUGCUUUAAAAAUUUGAAAGAUAAUAACCAGCUAGACCAUGUGUUUGAAAAACAAGUAUGUACCCUCAUGGUAAAAACAAAAGAAAUAUUGUCAAAGUGAAAUGCCAGAGAUAUCAACUUUCAAACUUAGUACUUAAGGAAAUGAAACGUUUCAUACUUAAUAACCCAAUACUAGCAUACUGAAUUCAAUAGCACAUUGAGAGAAACCUUCCCCCAGAUCAGGUAUAAUUUAUUCCUCAGCUAGAAGGAUGAUUCAACAUAUGGAAAUGAAUAAAUGUGAUAUAACACAUUCAUACAGUGAAGGAUAAAAAUCAAUUAUAUGAUCCAUACUGGUAGUUAUGGUGGCUGAGAAAGGCAUCCAUGCUCAUGUCCUCCACAAAGAAGGACCAAAACAGAGAGUAGAUAACCACAUGUUGAAUGGAGUAUGUUAAGAGGGAACACUGAGAUUCAGCAGGGCAGUGACACAAAAUCACUUCCUCAGAGGCAUGGAAAGAUAGGGCCAUGGAGCAGCCGGGCUGGCCAGCAUCAGCUUGGAGCAGAGAGGAACUCCCCAUUUCACAGAAGAGGUGAGUGAGAGAUCUCCCGUGGUCCACAUUUGCACAGUGAACCCCUGUAAUCUUAGCUAUGGGAAAACUCCUGGGCCCAUGUGAAUCCUGACAUUAGUCCAGGGAGCUGUGUGGACUCUGUGUGAUGGCAUGUUCCAGAGAGGGAGUUUGCGCUGGGUCCCACACAAACCCCUGAAACCCAAGCAGCAGCCUCGCAGUACAAUUUUGAGAGCCAAAUCCCCAGCAGACUACAUCCUACUCUAGGGUCCAAAAGCCACUUUAUCCCCAUAUCUGGAGUCCACUGACAUCCUCUCACAUCUACCUAGGAGGCUGCAGGAGAUCUAAAUAGACAUUUCUCAAAAGAAGACAUACAAAUAGCCAAUAAAAUGGCCAAUAAAUAUAUCAAAAAUUGCUCAACAUCACUAGUGAUUUGGGAAAUGCAAAUCCAAACCACAAUGAGGUAUCAUCCCACACCAGUUAGAAUUGCUAUUAUCAGAAAGACAAAAAACAACAAAUGCUGAAGAAGAUGGGGAGAAAAGGGAACUGUUAUAUGUUGUUGUGGGAAUGUAAACGAGUAAAGCCAAUUUGGAGAACAGUAUGGAGAUUUCUAUUAAACUAAGAAUAGAAUUAUCACAUGACCCAGUUACCCACUACUGGGUAUUUAUCCAAUGAAAGGAAAUCAGUCAAAGAGAUGUUUGUGCUCCAAUGUUUAUGGAAGCAGCUUCCUUUAAGUAGGGAAGAUAUGGAAUUACGUAAGUGUUCAUCAACAGAUGAAUGGAUUAAGAAAAUGUAGUAUAUACAUGAUGGAAUACUAUUCAGUGAUCAAAAGAAUGAAAUACUGUCAUUUGCAGCAACAUGACUGGAACUGGAGUCAUUAUGUGAUGUCAACUAUAUGAAGUACAGAAAGACAA